AAACAAACAAUUUUUGAUUAAAAGCUGUUCAGUUGAUAAUCACGUUUUGGCAUUGCAAGCACUACGAUAUUAAAGAUUGCUUUGUUGGAACGGUAGUAUGAUUUGUGGUGAUAGUUUUGAAAUGAUUUCAAAGGUACGCAAAAGUGUUAUAACCAAACUCGUUAUUUUUAACUUUCGCUUGAGUUAUGGGCUGAUGGUCAUAUAUUUCGUCAGUCUGUCACAAUAACAAGUUGCCGUCUGGUGGAAACUGAACUCGGAAACGAGCAGAAAGUCAACUAUCAUCGAAUGAAACGUUGUAGGAUAAUUAAGGUCCUCUUAUAUUCUAGUUGACCAUCGGCUAUUGCAAGUCAACAAUGGUCUGUGAGUUAUAUGUUUCUUAUCGAAACGGAAAACCGAGAAUUUUCAGUGCCCUGAUUAAUUUAGCCGUUCCCUGCUCCAGCGCAACAGUGCAGUUUAGCGGUUAGAAUGCGAUGCGUUACUCCCGUCUAUUUUGAGCACUUGCGUUAGAAAUCCUCUUGGCUGCAAAAAUCGUGAUGAGAGAGACACCAGGGAACUUUGAUAAUUGUCCUUCAGGUUCCAGCAGGACAGAUAUCAAUGAAAGAUAUAUUAAGGAAGGGGAAGUUGCCUCUUUAAAUCUACGCCUACUUUAUGGUCAGUUUUAAAUUUAGCCCCAAGUUUCGCAGCGUAAUUAUGACCAACGACUUGUGAAGGAAAUUUCGCUGGUGUGAAAAUUGAAGUAAAGCAAUACCGUAAAGUGGAAGCACGUACUUCACGCACGGUAUUGAACAUUUAUUUUGUUGUUGAAAAUACCUGCUUUCUUGGCGUAAUUUGCGGCAAGUUUCGUCUUGUUUUGACCUGUCUUGGCUUCCCAUGACAGCAUGAGUAAUGCAAAGGUUCUUUUCGACUACGAGGCUGAGGCAGACGACGAACUGUCGCUCGCAGAAGGAGACCUAAUACGCGAUAUCGUGAAGAAAGAGGAUGGUUGGUGGGAAGGCGAGUUACACGGAAAACGGGGAAUGUUUCCUGAGAAUUUUGUAGAGGAAAUUAGUAAAAACGUCGUUGCAGAAACGAAGUCUACGGAAAUGAAACCAACUCCAGCAGCUCCGGUUGUGAAUGAAAAGAACACAUUGGCUAAAGUAACAUUUGAUUAUGAUGCUGAGAAUGAUGAUGAGUUAACUCUUAAGGAAGGAGAUGUGGUGAAGGUUCUUGACCAAGAGGAGGAAGGAUGGUGGAAGGGUGAAUUAAAUGGAAAUAUUGGAGUUUUUCCAUCAAAUUUUGUUGAAGUUAUCAAAGGACCUGAACCUGAGCCACCGGUUCCUAAGCAACCAGAACCCCCUAAGGAAUCAGAAAAGAAACCAAAAAUAAUAGGUGGAAUGAAAUUGCCGACAGUCUCUUUGGAUGUCCUGACCCAAACUAAAGACAAACUAAAGAACAGGGAUGGUAUCUCUAGUGGUGGUAAUCAAAAGCCAGAAAGGCCUGCUGUAGUGCCAUCUGAAAUAAAUAAAAGGACUUCUGUGAAAAGACCACCCAAAAUUCCAGAGCCUGAUAGGCCGCCAAAAGUGGCCUCAAAGGGGAAAGAAAAAGUUUUAGUUGAAUUUGAUUAUGAUGGAGAACAAAGUGAUGAGCUGACGUUACAUGUUGGUGAUAUUGUUACGGUCCUUGAGAAGGAUGUGAAUGAAGGAUGGUCUAAGGGAGAAUUGAAUGGAAAGAUUGGGUUGUUCCCAGAUAACUUUGUGAAGAUAUUACCACCUGAACCAUCUAGGGAGUCGGAGAUGACAAAAAGUAAGAGCACAUCAGACCUUCCUAAGCGCCCUUCAAUGCCACUCGAUGAUGACGUGGAUGCAAAACCAAGUCGCCCCGAGUUUCCGAAAUUGAGAAAAACCAACCCGGAUCGUGCGCCGCUACAGAGCUCGGUGAGCCAAAGCGAGCUACAAGCGAAAUUAAAGGCUGUCGUUCCCCCGCCGGAUGAUGCAACGAAGAAGUCCGAACCACCGCCUUUGCCCGACUCUAAACCGGCUAAUGUCGACGAGAGGUCAAAACCUCCGAUCAAGAGAUCGCCACCAUUACUUCCAAAGAAACCGGGCAAACCGAAACCACAAGAUUUGCCAAUAAACUCAGAUCGACCUCCGUUACGACAUGUUAAUGGCGUGGAUCCAUCCAAACGUCACUCAACUGCACCCCUGCCCAGCGAGAAAAACCAUGAUGCCGACCUCAAGAGACGCUCUAUCGGUACAGAUCUUGGUGUAAAUCUCAACGACAUUAAAUCAAGUGCUGUAUUGCAACCACUCACAUCAGAUAGGCCAAAAAAUCCAUCAAAACAUCCGCCAACUAAAUACGGAAAACCAUCUUCUCCGGUGAAAAAAUCUGUCACUCCUGAGAUUCCCCAGUCGUCUUGGCCGCCCAAAGAACCAGAAAAAAUUAAAAAACCAGAGAAGCCGCCCGCUGCAGAGAAGCCUCCAAAACCGGCAAUUCCAGAAACAACAAAACCAGGAAAACCCGUUGAAUCUAAAGUCGAUUCUGGAGAGAUAAAGAAGUUACACGAGGAGAUAAAUACAUUGAAAAGCUCGCUCGAAUCAAUGAUGAAGCAAUUCAAAGAACACGUACAAAAGAGCGAGAAAAAUUUGCAAAAAAUGGAGAAAAAAUUUACGGACGAAAUAGAAGAUUUGACCAGAGAAUUGGACGAAGAAAAAAAGCUUCGAUCUGCUGUCGAUGUCGAAGUGAAUCGAUUAAGAAAAUUAAUUAAGAAUCAAAUAAGCUCCUAACAAAUCCAAAGAAGAGCAAAUUGCUCUAAAUAUGUUCUAAUCAUACUCAGAUUAUCAAUCAAGUGUACGACGAACGAAUGGUGAAUGAAGAUGUGAUGUUGCCACACGGUUUGUAUACAAAUUGACGUUGUGUUAAUAUCGUUUUUGAAUUAUAGUGAUUUAUAAAUUUUGAUAACAAAUGUUAACCGUAGGUUAAUAACCGUAGGUUAAUAAGUAUUGAUACUGCACUGCGUUUUAUAUUAUAACAUAGUUUACUGUAAUAAAUAUACAUAGAUUAUAA
Dendronephthya gigantea is the source of this 3042-nucleotide messenger RNA. Its product is annotated as CD2-associated protein-like. The record is from RefSeq and is a predicted model, not a curated record. Gene Ontology annotation, molecular function: protein binding. The transcript is spliced from 12 exons. Bases 879 to 2762 code for a protein of 627 amino acids. NCBI's taxonomy places the organism in Eukaryota, Metazoa, Cnidaria, Anthozoa, Malacalcyonacea, Nephtheidae.